Messenger RNA from Glycine soja, 1593 nucleotides. Its product is annotated as probable serine/threonine-protein kinase PBL23. Gene Ontology annotation, molecular function: ATP binding; protein kinase activity. The record is from RefSeq and is a predicted model, not a curated record. The coding region runs from base 164 to 1369 and encodes 401 amino acids. Gene Ontology annotation, biological process: protein phosphorylation. Lineage: Eukaryota; Viridiplantae; Streptophyta; Magnoliopsida; Fabales; Fabaceae. The transcript has 6 exons.
GAAGAAAGGUUGGGAGAGUGAGUCAGAAUGUGUCUUCGAACUUCGAAGCUCCAAAUAGCUUUUUAACCAUUUUCGCUUCUUCUCUUCCCUUCUCUCGCAUUACCACUAUGCGUUAAGUUAACCAUUUCUAGCGUUAGGGUUUUUGCUUCUCGGAAGAUUCGAAAUGGAAGAAGAUUACGGCUACAGAAGGACGGCGAAGAUAGCACUUGUCGCAAUCAUGGUGCUCGCUUCCGUCGCCGUCUUUGCAUUGCUCGUUGUCUUCGCUUACUACUGCUACAUCCUCAACAAGGUCUCGAAUCGUCGCAAAAGCCUCAAAAAAGUUGAAGAUGCCAACCUUAACGAGAAAAGUGACUUUGCAAAUCUGCAAGUUGUUGCUGAGAAAGGACUUCAGGUGUUUACUUUCAAGCAGCUGCAUUCUGCAACGGGGGGAUUCAGCAAGUCAAAUGUCAUUGGUCAUGGUGGAUUUGGACUUGUUUACCGGGGAGUGCUCAAUGAUGGUAGGAAAGUUGCAAUUAAAUUCAUGGAUCAGGCAGGAAAGCAAGGAGAAGAAGAAUUUAAAGUAGAGGUGGAAUUGCUAACUCGGUUGCAUUCUCCAUAUCUGCUGGCAUUGCUUGGAUACUGCUCUGAUAGUAAUCAUAAAUUACUGGUGUAUGAAUUUAUGGCAAAUGGUGGACUGCAGGAACAUCUUUAUCCUGUCAGCAUUGAUUUUCUUGUAGAUUCUAUUAUUACGCCUGUGAAGUUGGAUUGGGAAACACGAUUAAGAAUAGCACUUGAAGCUGCUAAGGGUUUGGAAUAUCUUCAUGAGCAUGUCAGCCCUCCAGUGAUUCACAGAGAUUUUAAGAGCAGCAACAUCCUCUUGGACAAGAAAUUUCAUGCCAAAGUUUCUGAUUUUGGAUUGGCGAAGCUUGGACCUGAUAGAGCUGGUGGACAUGUUUCAACUCGGGUUUUGGGCACCCAGGGAUAUGUUGCCCCCGAAUAUGCACUAACAGGGCAUUUAACAACAAAAUCAGAUGUGUACAGUUAUGGUGUUGUACUUUUGGAGCUGCUCACUGGCCGGGUGCCUGUUGAUAUGAAGAGACCUCCAGGGGAAGGUGUUCUUGUUUCUUGGGCUCUGCCCCUUUUGACUGAUAGAGAAAAGGUUGUAAAGAUUAUGGAUCCUUCAUUGGAGGGACAAUACUCUAUGAAAGAGGUUGUCCAGGUGGCUGCAAUUGCUGCAAUGUGUGUGCAACCAGAGGCAGAUUAUCGGCCUCUAAUGGCAGAUGUUGUGCAGUCAUUGGUUCCACUGGUGAAGACUCAAAGGUCCCCCUCAAAGGUAGGCAGCUGCUCUAGUUUCAAUUCCCCUAAGUUGUCCCCUGGCCCAACAUUUUAAUGCACGUAACAUAUCAACAUUUUAAAUGAAGGAGAGGUACAUGCUUACCAAACUAGAUUUGUAUUGCAUGUUUGGUAGUUGCCGUUUCCUUGUAAUCUUAAACCAUAUGAUGCCUUUUGGAGAGGAAAAAAAUGGUGGGUUUAAUGUUAAUGUUCAAAUUGAUAAUGAUGAAAGAUUUAGACUUGUUUACUUUUAGUUAUGAUGGAAGGUUCUGCUUUAAGAUA